Ixodes scapularis (black-legged tick) is the source of this 1134-nucleotide messenger RNA. Its product is annotated as cubilin-like. The coding region runs from base 1 to 801 and encodes 266 amino acids. Gene Ontology annotation, molecular function: serine-type endopeptidase activity. The transcript is spliced from 4 exons. Lineage: Eukaryota; Metazoa; Arthropoda; Arachnida; Ixodida; Ixodidae. The record is from RefSeq and is a predicted model, not a curated record.
AUGGUUCCCAACUGCAAUGCAGCAGUCCUUGAACCUCGCCCAGGUCCCGGGAGCGUGCCGUCCUCGUCGUCCCAGCCGACCCAGGGCACGUGCGGGCGCCUGCACUACAGUUCGGGCGUGCUGGAGAGCCCCCGGCACCCGUUCGCGUACCCGCCGAACCUGGACUGCCACUACUGGAUCCACAGGGCCAGUCCGAGCGUGUGCAGGGCCCAGCUGCGCUUCUCCCGCUUCGACGUGGGCUCCCCGCUGGGCGGCGUCUGCACCUCGGACUACCUGGACAUCCAGGGCACGCGCUACUGCGGACGCAGGGACGGACAGACUCUGAUCGUGGAUUUCCCAGAAGGAAAGAACUCCCUCGAGCUUAUUCUUCACUCGGACAGCGUCAGCGAAAAGUCCGGAUUCCAUCUGGACGUGACGCAACUGAGCAGUGGCUGCAUCAGACCUCCACUGCCGGCACAAAGCUGCGACCAGACAGUGAGGAGGGAAAGCUUCCAGCUGAUGAGCCCCGGGUUCCGACAGGGAGGCUACCCUCCCAGCACCCACUGCGUGUACACGGUCAAGAAGCACGACUUCAGGGUGUGCGCCCUCGAAGUCAAGAUGGAGGCCUUCGACUUGGAGCAGGACUCCGGCUGCUCCAAGGACUACCUCCAGUUCAACAACCUCAGGUUCUGCGGGAAGCAGGCCUACGGCACCACUCGCACCAUUGAAUUCCUGGAUGAUGAAAUGAAGGUCCAGUUUCAUGCCAACCCUACAGUCAGUGGAGCCGGAUUUCUUUUGUCUGGAAAGCAAGUGAUCUGCUGAGCGCCAAAAACAAAUCCGUUUUUUUUUUUUUUUACUUAGGUUAUUUACAAGUGCCUGAGCUAAGAUACUUGGGGUGGGCGCAGAUCUGGUCCAGUCAACGCUGGUCGAUUACCACACUGCAGCAAUAGUCGCCGUGACUGAGAAUGAAGGCAGGGUUUUCAUCAAACCUGUUUGUCAGAGAUCCUUUAACAAGAUGUACAGCCAUUUCUUCAAGAAUAGACUGGAAGUCAUUGGAAGAACAAGCAGCCACGCUUCAAUACUCUCUUGGGAACCAUUGUUCAUGGACACACCCAGUGAUAACCAAUAAAAUGCUAUACAGCUUUAUGUAUUGAA